This is a messenger RNA of Arachis ipaensis, 960 nucleotides long. NCBI's taxonomy places the organism in Eukaryota, Viridiplantae, Streptophyta, Magnoliopsida, Fabales, Fabaceae. The record is from RefSeq and is a predicted model, not a curated record.
AUGGAUCCGAGUGUAGACAAAGAUCAAGCUAACGAUGCUAUGGCGGCAGAUGUGGAAAAUGCACUAGCAAACCAGCAGCCGUUUGAGGAGCCGACUUUCAUGCGGUCGUUGGAUUUGGAGGCCAUGCAUGCACCGGAGUUUUCUCAAUAUAUAAAUGCAGCAGAGCUUCCUAUUAUGACGGACGGUGAAUUCACCGUAGAAAUGGAAUUCAGUUCUAGGGAGGUAGUAAUUAAGGCGAUGAAAGAUUAUACCAUCCGUAGAGGUGUAGAUUAUCGAGUGCAUGAGUCGGAACCGACGACAUUCUAUGCUAAAUGUACCCAAUACGAUGUAGGUUGUGAUUGGCUGAUGAGGGUUAGCAAAAUGUCCAGGAAAUACCGCUGGGAGAUAAAGAGGUAUAAUGGUAGUCACACCUGUACUAGGGCCACCAUUACUCAAGAUCAUUCGAAGCUGGAUACCAAUACAAUUGCAAAAGCAAUAAAACCAUUGGUAGAAGUUGACCCAUCUAUAAAGGUGAAAUCAGUGAUUGUGGAAGUACAGUCGAAGUUUAACUACACCAAAAGUUAUCACAAAGCAUGGUUGGUAAAGCAGAAGGGAGAUGACUUGGUUCCUAAUAUUCGUGUACUACACCGAGUCUUCUGGAGUUAUUACCCUUGUAUUAGAGUUUUCAAACAUUGCAAGCCAAUAGUGCUGGAUGGCAAUAACAAUAUCAUGCCUAUUGAAUUUGCGAUAGUGGAGGGAGAGACAUCUGAGGCACAUAGAGUCCAACUUCUUGAGGAAGUUCAAGGCUCCGUAUCUGCAGAAGCUUAUCGUCAACAUCGGAUAUUCGAGGAUAGUUCGCGAGUACGAGAUGCAUUAUCAGCAUUUACACGAGCGGGUGAGGCUUAUACCAAUUGGUUGGAUCGGAUUCCACGUGAGCAAUAUACUUUGGCAUUUGAUGGGGAUACUGAUGGGAUCAUAUGA